Messenger RNA from Aplosporella prunicola CBS 121167, 666 nucleotides. RefSeq lists its product as uncharacterized. Lineage: Eukaryota; Fungi; Ascomycota; Dothideomycetes; Botryosphaeriales; Aplosporellaceae. The record is from RefSeq and is a predicted model, not a curated record. The transcript has 2 exons. The coding region runs from base 1 to 666 and encodes 221 amino acids.
AUGGCUAGUAACGACUAUUAUGGCGGCGGCGGCCACCCGCAAGGCCAGGGCUACGGCUACGACCAGCAGGGCCAGUACGGCCAGCAGGGCCAGUAUGGACAGCAGGACCAAUACGGGCAGCAGCACCAGUACGGCCAGGGCCAGUACGGCCAGCACGACCAGUAUGGGCAGCAGCCGCAGUACCAGCCGCACCAGUACGGCCAAGAGCAGGCGCACAGUGGCUACGGCGCCGAUGCUCACGCACAGCGAGGUUAUCGGGAGAAGGAAGCUGACACGUAUGGAACGGCGCAGACCGGCUACUCGCCUGCCCCGGGCUACGGCAACACGGUCGCGCCGUACAACUCCGAGCAGGGCGUCGGGUACCCGACGUACCAGCCGCCGCAGGACCACAGCGGCGCGGAGCGGUACGCGGGGUAUAAUGCGCCGGCGGACGCGUCGCAGGGCCAGUACCAGCAGCACGGCGGCGGGUACGGGUACGGUGGCGCGGACGCAGUAGCGCCCGGCGGCGCAGCAGAGGGCGAGCGCGGCCUCGGCUCCACGCUGAUUGGCAGCGCGGGCGGCGCGUUCCUGGGGCACAAGAUGGGCGGCGGUGCGCUAGGGACGAUUGGGGGGCUGGUGGCGGGGGCGAUUGGCGCGAAUAUGCUGGACGACAAGCAUGACAAGUGA